AUGAAAAGUGUGGCUGUCAUCACCUCCCCGCGCAUGUUGAGGAGCGCACUAUACCCACGGAAGAAGUUCCAGUUGGCCUGGAAGAGGAAGUGCCACAAGGAAUUUAUCCAAUCGGAUGUGGUGGCGAGAGCAACAACAACAUAUGGUAGUUUGAAUCGCCCCUUGGGACGUGAUCCGGAUCUUCCAUGGGGAAUCGCAAACAGAAUUACGGCAGAAAUUGCGCGAGCAAUGGCCAUAAAAACCAUUCGAUGCCUUGACACUGCGGAAAGACCUUUAUUAGUUGUGACAACUACGCCUUCGGUAACGAAGUGCACAAGAAUGUGGAAGAUCGACGCCGAGCCACCGCUUGGGGAGGUUAACCUGCUGAAGGAAUGUAAAGAUUGGCACCCGCGGAAAAAGGAUACCCCAUAUGUUCAAGUGUCGGCUAUGUACCGCCAAGUACUUCAAAGAAUUUGCAGUCCGCCAGAACGUAUUCGAGAGUACUCCUUUCGCAUCAAUACGUUGAAAAGGACAGACUUGAAGUUGAAGAGUUUUCCCCGGGCGAUAACGGACACUUUGAUAGAUAUGGUCGAGGACAUGGCAGGAUAUGGACGUGAAGAGUUGGAACAGUUUCGUCAGAUAAACUUACAAGAAUCAACUUACUAUCAAAACCUUGGAAGCACUGAGGCGGAAAGAAGGCAGACUCUGGAUGAUUUGAAAGAAGAAAAGAAGAACUGGAGGCCCCAAUUAUUCAAGUUGCCGCAAUUGGCACUAGGAACAAACCCUCCAACCCGAUGUGAUUGCUCUAAUGAGAACAUAGAGGAUAUCAAAGCAGAUUUAACCGUAGUGACUCCGACCCCUCCACACACCAUCGUCGUCGCCAGUCAGCUCAGCCAGCAGAAACGCACCGACGAUUUCCGUCGUAAGAACAAUGAACCGGUGAUCCAGUCAAAAUCUGCAGCUCUACAACGUUUUGGCGUGCCGUUCUUUGAGAAACUGUGUUAA
Molecule: messenger RNA, 984 nt
Organism: Cylicocyclus nassatus
Lineage: Eukaryota; Metazoa; Nematoda; Chromadorea; Rhabditida; Strongylidae
Source: the annotation of a GenBank genome assembly